This is a messenger RNA of Astrephomene gubernaculifera, 450 nucleotides long. The record is from the annotation of a GenBank genome assembly. NCBI's taxonomy places the organism in Eukaryota, Viridiplantae, Chlorophyta, Chlorophyceae, Chlamydomonadales, Astrephomenaceae.
GCGGGAUCAGGAGUUGUCCAUCUGGUAGGCGGCAUGGCGGCCCUGGUAGCCGCUGUGUUCGUGGGCCCCCGCGUGGGCCGCUUCCCCUCCUCCUCCUCCUCCCCCUCCUCCCGCCAGCCUUCCAGCCAGCUCUACCGGGCCACUGCGGCGCCGCAGCUGUACCUCAUGGGAACACUGCUGCUGUGGUUUGGCUGGUACGGCUUCAACCCUGGAUCUCGCCUGGAGAUCUCCACCUACAGCUCGGCCACCGUCGUCUCCCGCACCGCCGUCACCACCACCCUCUCCGCCUGCGCCGGCGCGCUCACCUGCCUGCUGCUGGGCUACGUACGGCACCGGCUGUGGGACCUGCUGACCACAUGCAUCGGGGCGCUGGCGGGGCUGGUCAGCGUGACGGCGGGCUGCUCGGUGCUGGAGCCGUGGGCGGCUAUCAUCUGCGGCUGCAUCGGCGCG